AUGAGUUGCAAUGGCUGCAGGGUUCUUCGAAAGGGUUGCAGUGAUAAUUGCAUGCUUCGACAAUGCCUUAAAUGGAUAGACAACCCACAAGCUCAAGCUCAUGCCACCCUCUUCGUCGCCAAGUUCUUCGGCCGCGCCUGCCUCAUGUCCUUCAUUUCCACCGUCCCCGAACCCCAUAGACCCGCUUUGUUUCAGUCUUUGUUAUUUGAAGCGGUGGGAAGGACGGUGAAUCCGGUGAAUGGAGUGGUGGGGCUUCUUUGGACUGGAAAUUGGAACGUGUGUCGGGCGGCUGUGGAGACGGUGCUCCGAGGCGGUGUGUUACAAGCCCAGCCGGAGUUUCUUGGGGUACAAGUUAGUAUGCUAGAGUUAGCUAACCCUUCAAAAGCAAAAGCUGGAAACAAUUGUAUUAGUACUCCACAAGAUCCUUGCUUAUUGGGGUCUAAUAAGAAGGGGGCUUCUGACAAAGUGGAAAACUUGCAACAACUGGAUCUUGAUCUUUGCUUGACAGCAGGCUUGUAAAGGAGAACGGAAAUAGACGGCGGAAGGAGGAGGAAAAGAGCCACAACGCCGUCAACAGAGGAGUCUGAAAUGACUUCAUUGGGUAGUAGUAAUUCUUGUGGU
This is a messenger RNA of Quercus lobata, 621 nucleotides long. Its product is annotated as LOB domain-containing protein 38-like. The transcript is spliced from 2 exons. NCBI's taxonomy places the organism in Eukaryota, Viridiplantae, Streptophyta, Magnoliopsida, Fagales, Fagaceae. The record is from RefSeq and is a predicted model, not a curated record. Gene Ontology annotation, biological process: regulation of gene expression. Bases 1 to 519 code for a protein of 172 amino acids.